CCGGGGUGGGAAAACGGCAAAAAAGGCGACUUUUUUUCCUCAAAUGAGGAAAAGGGCGAGUUUUCUACAAUUAACAACCGAGUGGAUGGUUUACACCUUUAAUCGAUGUAAGGAGUCUUGUGAGAAUUCGUUAUCCUGGGACAUUGUCAAGAGACUUGACAGAGCUUCACCAGUGGCAUGGAUAUGUGCAGUCGUGUGGCAACGACCAGGAAAAAUCAGUACAUUUGAUCAAGUAUAUGGCCCCCUUCGAAAACAUCCUUUUACAUAAAGCAGCUACUUUCCAAGCGUCCUGUUAAAGGCAGCAUAUGUCAGGAUCUUAGAAUUCUCUUUGAAGAAAUCAUCAGCCGGGUUUUGCCAGACAGUUAAUCCACCAUGACGAUCAUUCUACGAAUGCAGCAACUGCCAUGGUCGGCAACGUCCAUGGAUAUCCGACGCUAUUUCACUGGACUGAGUAUCCCUGAUGGAGGAGUUCACAUUGUUGGUGGCGAAGAUGGAGACGUUUUUAUAGCAUUCUCCAGUGAUGAGGACGCCCGUAGAGCAAUGCAGACACAGAACAAGCCCCUCUGCGGUAACAAAAUAGCCUUGAUGUUGAGCAGUAAAAAUGAGAUGCAAGAGGUAAUAGCACGCAACAGAGCGAUGUCUCAGUUGAAGUCUGAUCCAUUCCAACAGGACAGUCCUAAUCAGAGCCCAGUUCCCUCCAAUCAGUCAAUGGAGACUCCUGGGAAUGUUUCUCUUAAUCUAAACAGAGAUUAUUCAGGGUUCAAGGAUCCUGCGAAGAGUCUACCCUCAAAUGAUCAGUUUCAACGCAAGGGUCAAAACCAGCCAGUGCUCCCAAAUGAAGAUGUGAGAGUUCCAGGCCGUCCUCCCCAGAGACCAGGAGGGGACAAGUCCCUUUUGGGAAUACCUCCAUACGACAGCCAUCGUCUUGAACCAGCUCAUAAUCGACAACCUCUUGGCUUUACUCCAGAUCAUUUCAGUGGAAGACGUGAUGAAAUCUAUCAAGACAAGACGAGAGAGGGAGAGCCGGAGAACAGGCCAUUGCUAGACGUAAGGCAUCAGCUUGAUAUUCGAAGUGGUCAUGACCCUCACAAUGUUGGGCCUUUUGAUGUGGGAAAGGAAAGACAGUUUGGAGACCAAUCUAUGGGACAUUCCUUCAGAAACCGUGACGAAUUUCCCAAGGAUCCACUUGGUCAUGUCACAAGUGAUAGGGAUUCACGAAUUCCGUCCGGUAGAAGACCACCUCUUCUGGAACAUGAGCCUGGCAGACCAGAUGGGAGACCACCUUUCGAGCCCUACAGUGGUCGUAGAGAAGGAUUGCUUGAUGACCCUCAAAGAAAACGACUCAAUAGAGGACAAGAGCAAGGUCAGGCAUCUUCUUUUGAAAAAGGUUCUAUGCGUCCAGAAGAGAAGUUUGGAAAGCCCAAUGUGCCUGGCCGGUUUGAUGAGGGUAAGCAUUGGGAUAGGCCAUAUGGAGAAUCUAAACCAGGAUUUCCUGAUGACCUAAAAGAUUCUAGAUUACCAAGUAACACUGGACCUGGAGCAACAAAACCACUUGCAGACAACCGAGGGAAUGAAAGGGGUCCCAUACGUAGGAGUCGCUUUGAGCCAGAAAGUCAUUGGAACCAGAGAAGAGCUGAAAUGGAUAUAGAAAAGGGCAAAUUUCCUGGAGAUCCUUUUGGUCUCAAUGAACGUAUUGAUGAUCCCAGAAGACCCAGAGCUUCAAGAGAUCUCUCAAGUGAACGAGGUGGCCUAGAUGUUGGACAGAGAGGGCCUGUGGAGCAGAUGGGUCCAGAGGAUUACAGGAAGAGGGAUGAACCAUUUAAUGCCAAUAACAGGGCUCGUAUUCAGCACAUGGAUGAUCCAGUGCAUGUAGGUGAUCAAAGAGGCCCUGGAGAGCAAAGAGGUCCUAGAGAUGAACACAGAGGGAGAGAUCACAUAGGUUUUGAUGAAGUGAGAGGGCCAAGGGAGCACCGGCGUCCUGGAGAUCGUAUUGGUCCAGACAGACAGGGACGCUCAGGAGAGCAGAGAUUUCCUGGUCAUCUUGGGCCAGAGGAAAGCAGAUUUCUCGGUGAAAAAAUCAGUCCUGAUGGUCCCUUUGAUAGUUCCUUUCAUCCAGAUAACCGCAUGGGUCCUGGUGAUGGUGCAGGGUCAGGAGUGCGCAGAGGUCCUGAUGGGCGUGGAGGUGCUGGUCCAAGGGAUCAUGCGAGUCCAGGAGAUCACUUCGGUCCUGGAGAGCAUAUGGGUCCUGUACGUCACAUAGGGCCCAGGGAUCGUAGGGGACCAGAUGAUCAUAGUGAUCCCUUUGGUCCAGGUGAUCGCUUUGGCUCAAGUAAUCGCUUUGGUCCAGGUGAUCGAUUGAAUUUGGAUGACCCCAUGGGUGAACACAUGGAUCCACGAGAUAGUACAGGAUUAGCUGAUCGCAGGGGUCCAGGUGGACGCAUAGAUGACCAGUUUGAUCCAAGUAGUCACUUUGGGAUGGGUGAUGACUUUGGUCCAGAUGACCGUAUGGGUCCAGAUGGGAAGAAGAGCAUCAAUAGUCGUUUUGGUCCAGAACGAAGGUUUGGUCCACCUGCUUCCCUGCAUCCCGAAGAUGAUAUGGAACCACCAGAUAUGAGGAAUUUUAGAGAUCCCCUCGAUCACAGAGGACUGGAAGAUCAUCCCAAUGAUCGUUUUGGUUCAAGAGGAAGAAUGGGACAAGCAGGAGAUCAGUGGGAGCAAAGAGAUAAAAGGCGACCUAGUCUUUUAGGUGAUAAAGGACUUCCGGUAGAGAAUCGUUUGGGUCGAAGAAGUUCAACAGAUUUUGGUCCAGAUGAUGGCAUGAGACCUGACGGUCGUUUUGGCCCAGGAGCCAUGGGUAGAAGGGACCCCUUGAUUCCAGAAAGGCCUCACAGAGAUCAGCAAGAUCCAACCUCUAGAAAAGCUCCUGGCAACUACUUGGAAUCAAGAGAGGAACUUAGUUUCCUCCAAGAAAGUCGGUUUGGCCCAGGUGGUCAAAGAAUUCAUGUGCCAGAGGAACUGCUCGAAAGAGACAGCGAUAUGAGAAGACGUUCAACUGCAGCUCAUCUUGAGGUUACAAGAGGCAGCCCACUGCUCGAUAGCAUCCCUCUCAAACAUUCAGAUUCAAGGAAAAAAUCUGGUGCUGCAGGUUUUGUACGCAUCACAGGCAUGCCAUUUAAUGUAACUGCAACAGACAUAUUUGAUUUUGUUGGUGGCUUAACUAUAGCUGACAAUGGUAUUCGCUUGACUUUAGAUAGUGCUCGAAACAAACCAAAUGGCAAUGGCUACAUAAAGUUUGCGAGUGAGGAAGAGGCAACUAAAGCAUGCAAGCUCAAUAUGAAAUACAUGGGAAAGAGAUAUAUUGAAGUUAAGUUGUGCCGGAAGAUAGACUGGGACAGUUCCGAAACUCACACAGUACCACCUCCUGGGUAUCCUUCAGAUGUUGGGAAACGCAGUCGUAGAUCUCGAUCCCGUUCACCAAUUCGCUCCACCUGUGUUGAGUUGCGAGGUCUACCAAAUAAUGUUGACAGUUACCACAUCAAGGACUUUUUCCAUGGUUGUGAUAUUACAAAUGACAAAAUAUUCAUUGCACAAGGAGGUGAUAAUUCUCCAACUGGAAUUGGUUAUGUUGAGUUCCCAGAUCAGUCAACAUUAGAGAGGGCUCUGCGGAAGAAUGAACAUUCAAUUGGAAGGCACAUGAUUGAAGUUAAGACAAUACUCAAGGAAGUUAUGAAUGUUCGAAUCAUUGAAAAUAAAAAGCGAACCCAAGACAGACAAGCAAGCAGUAAAUCAUCGAGCGCCAAAGACUUAGGUAACUCCAGAGAUAGUAAUUCGAGAAAUGCAGGGUCUCGAGGAUCAUCCUCAAGAGACUCCAAAUCCUCUGGAUCAAGAGACCGCAGUGCAAGAGAAUCCAGCUCCAGAAGUUCAAAAGACAGAGACUCCAGACAGCCAUCAAGACAUGGUAGAGACAGUCAGAGAACCAGUGACCGAGAAUCAAGACCAAGAGAGAGUGAUUCUCGACAAUCUGUGUCCAAGAGUAGAGACCCAAGUAAGGAUGGGAGCUCACGAUCAUCAGAUUCACAAAGUCGGUUUGCAGGAGAAUCAAUUCCACAGAAGCGAGACAGUGAGUCGGAUAACAGGAGAUCAGGACCUGGAUCUAAAGCAUCCCCAAAAGAUACUGAAACCAAACCCCAAGAAAGUGCCUCCAAAGAUGUUAGUAGCAGGUCUCAGCAAGAUUUACAGGCCCAGCCAAAUAGAAAAGAGCAACUUUCACAAAGUGCGUCAUCUAGAGGUCUUGUAAAAGAAAAGCUUGAUUCUGUUUUCAAACAACAGGUUCAGAAUCCAAAGGCUUUGGAGGAGACAAGGCCAUCUAGUCUUGAUGAAAAAUCAUGCAUCAACCUGCGCAACAUGCCAUAUAACACAUCAGAUGAAGAAAUCCACAACUUCUUUCAAGAAAUGGAACUUCAACCCUUAAUGGUACACUUCCUGAUCACACCAGAUGGUAGGCCAAAUGGACAGGCCUAUGUUGAGAUGGCAAAUGCCGCUGAUGCCCAUAAAGCAGUCAGUCAUACCAAUGCUCGUAUCCAGGAUCGCAACAUCAUCAUGAAUGUCAUCACAAAAGGACACAUGAAGAAUUGCCUUGCCCAGGGCAAACCACCUCCACAAGGACCUGGGCUUCUUGGCAUACCUCGAGGCCCGCCGUUUCCCCGUGCUCCUGGUAGUCAUCCAACCAUGGAUUUCAGGCCACCUCUCCUUGGUAGCAAAGCACCACCAUUUGCAAUGAGAAGCACAUCAGGUCCAAUGAGAGGCCCAAGACCUCCUCCUGUCGAGGUUCUCAUAGCACGGGGUUGUGUUGUGGAAGCCAGUAAUCUCCCAUUUGACAUUCCUAUACCAGCUAUAAUUGAUUUCUUCGGUGAUCACAAUGUUGUACCAGAGUCUGUGCGGCUGAAAACCAAUGAGCAUGGGCGGUUUUGUGGAGAAGCCAUGGUAGCCUUCCGAAGUGCCGAUGAUGCUGGCAGAGCAAUAGCAGAUCUGAACAAAAGUAUUCUGGGAGGCAGAGUUGUUCGCCUGCAUUUGAUGCAGCCUUUGUGAGAUGUCACCAUGGUUCCAUGUAUAGAGAUGUUACCGGACAAAGCCAUUAGAGACCACGCAGAUGCAAUGGACAUACAGGUCACACCAACUGAGCCAUCUGUGGACUGCAGGAGUAGCAGGCAGUCAUCAGCUGCAAUUUUUUUUUUCAGUCAGUCCAGUAGAUUGAGGGAUUGAUCCAAGGAUGGGGAAAAGGGUAUUGUCAUUUGAGGACAGUCUAAUUUAUGCCAUUGGACAUUCUAAUGUGCCGUGACAAAGUAAGUUGCAUAUUCUACUUCCAACAACUGCAAAUGCUAAAAGCUCCAGUCAAUUUUCUUUUUAUUAUUAUGCUAUCCCCAUAGCAAUUGUAGACAAUGAAGGCAUCUUUGUUGGAUAAGUGGACUCGUAAGAUGUUCUUAUUAUAUGUUUGUUGUGGGAGAAGGUUCUGAAGGAUGUAAAAAAUGCAUCAGACAUUUUCUCAUUUUUUAUAUUUUGAAACCUUGCCAGGAUAUCAAAAAUAAAGAUUCAAAGGUUGUAAACGAGGGAAGGCCAAAGGCCACUUAAGAGACUUGUCUGGGUCAAAUGAGUCAGUACAGGUAGUAAAUUUUGGUUUUUUUUCAUUUGGCAACAUUUUCCAAGACUUUUUUUCAAUUCCAGUAGUUCCUUGUGGUCUAGAAAUGUGUCCCAGUCCAGUUUGCAGUAUAUGUCACCAUAAUGAUGGUGAACUACAUGUAGAUUGCAACUUUAGGGUAUAAAAAUGAAAUUUGUGGAAUUGGCGAGUGGUUUAGUUAGGAAAUACCACUUUGUGCAGCUUGUUUCUCCCUUGUUCCCCAUUUCCUUGAAAAUGAAGCCUGAUGGGGUGCUACACAAACUGGUCAUUUUGCUGAACCAAGAGAGGAAAACUUGUAUAAUUUCAACUUAUCAUGAUCAUAUUGAUCACUUAAAGCUGUACAUACAUUUAACUAAAUCGGCAGUUUUAAUAACCUUAUUGCGUAUUGCGUAGGAAAAUUUGAACAUUUGUGACUCUCCAUCCACAGCCAUUUUUCCUAAUGGGAUUUUUUGUUGUGAAUGAGAAGAUACAGGCCAGCUUUUAAAGGAAGACGGUCUGCAAAUGUGCAGCCUGUAUUUAUUGCUUCCUUGUACCAUUUAGCUUUAGGUGUUUGUAUUGGAUGUAAACAGAGAAACUGAAUUUUUUGUUCCUGUAUGCUAAGGACUUAUUUACACUUGUAGAGUAGUUAUAUCAGACUAAAGUAACGUUUGAUGCUGUUAAAAUUUUCAUAAUUACAUUUACAUGUAGGUACCAUGCAAAGAAUCUUAGACAAAAGGCAUACGGGACAGCAUUUCAUCUAUACAUACACGUGUGGUACAAAAAAUCAUUAAGUUCUAUGUGCCACUUGUAAAUUUCAUGUUGUGCAGGAGUUAAGUGAGGUUUGUAUGGAAGGGCGGGGAGUGACGAAUAGUUCACUGCUGUAUGUGGCGAUAAUGCCACCUGUCUUGUUUUUUUUUUUGUCAAUGGAGACAGAUUAUAUCUCCAUAGUGUUCUGCAGUUCAGUGCAUGUUCACAUGGCAGAUAUUGAGACUGUAAUUACAUAGUUGCCAGUUGUGCUUGUACACUCUUUAGAGCUUUGCUCUUAAUUCUCGUCCAGGGGAAAAAUGUCAGUACCCUUGUGCAAGGAAGUACACAUAAUAUUACUUGUUUCCUAUUAUUAUGGCACUUUUAAAGGAAGCAUAUUUGGUUCACGUUCAUGAGAAAAAAGGUUACAAGUUUUCAAGUUGGUACCCGUUUUUGGGAUGAAGUUGUUCCCAGUAUUUUUUGUAGUUUUUCAUCUUGGGAAAAAAAAGGACAUUACAGAAAAAGAUGAACACACAGUAGAUACUUAGAAGUCAAAGUUAGUUUUAGAUUAACUGAUCCUGUAAAAGGAUAUCACUUUAGUGUGUUAUACAAUUCUUAUUGGGACGUUUAUUUUAAAGAAAUAUCCACCAGUUGAAAGGAUUUUUGACAUGUUUUUAUAAAAGAAAUUCAUUUUUUUCCUUUUUUAAAAUUGUUAAUGCUCUUUAUGAGUGCUUUAUAUUCAUCUGUACUCUCCAUAUCAACUGUACGAGUACGUGUUUUUACCUUUUCCGGCAAGAAACCGAUCACUGCAUUACCAUCAAUUGCACUCCUGGAAAAAAGGUUUAAAGGAAUCUCAUCUCCAAUAUACUUUUCCACAAGCCGGUUAGAGGUACAUGUGUGUUUAAUUUGAUUGAUGGUAAUAAAAGUUGUUAUAGUUGUUGCUUUCUUAGAGUUUCAAUA
Acanthaster planci (crown-of-thorns starfish) is the source of this 7357-nucleotide messenger RNA. RefSeq lists its product as uncharacterized. NCBI's taxonomy places the organism in Eukaryota, Metazoa, Echinodermata, Asteroidea, Valvatida, Acanthasteridae. The record is from RefSeq and is a predicted model, not a curated record. Gene Ontology annotation, molecular function: RNA binding.